UUUGAACGUUCAGACACUUCUCCCUUAGCGUGUUUGAAAGGGGUUUGUUUUGUGUAAACGCCUUCUUCUUCAGCAAGAAUCCAUAAAGUUUUAAAUCGAUUCUGUUUCUAUUGAUGGGUUUAUUGUGGUCCUCGAGAGAGUUGCGUGUUUGAUGGAGAGCGCGAAACACUAUGUACGCUUUCCGUCAGGCAGAGUUGGUUGGUAAGCGCUUUUUGUGUGUCCGGGAGAAAAAUACUCUUCGCCCAAACUCUCGAUCAAGGCGUGUGGCAAACCCUUUGGACUAUCAGUGGAAAGUUGGAGUAAUCAGGGUUUGCAGCGAAAAGGAUUUCAAUCAUCCAGAGCUAAAGGUCUUAGUUGAGUAUGACGAUGAAGAAUGGACAACUAGGGAAUGGCUUAAAAUUCAUGAUGGAAGCUGGAGGUUAUUUUUGGUGGAAAAGAGCAUGGUAUGGAGUCAGAGACCAGACCCCUCCAAUCCAAAGAGACCUCUCCUUUGGCCAGCUUUGACAUUUGUCCCCCUUGUUGAUAAACAUGGUUUGAGUGAUGAAGAACGGCCUGUUCCAGUGGAGUUUGUGGGGGACCAUGAAAGAGCAUUCUUGCGGAGUGAUGAGUUCCGUCCAUAUGGUCAGGAUGAUGAUGCCCUCCAUCCAGUCCUAAGAAAUAAUGUGGCUGUAGUACGUGAACUGCAAGGAUGGCAGCUCUUGCAGAAGUCUCAGUCAAUUCUUAUGAAAGGUCCCUUCACCUUAACUGGUUUUAGAGUCAAAGUUUACAGGCAAAGCUGCCGGCAGUGGUUUUCAGCUGUAAUAACAGCACAUGACAUUGUUUCCAGGGAGUUAAGUGUAAUGGAUGACACAGUAUUGCAGACUCACAGAGUUGAUCCAACACUUGUCCAAGUUAUUCUUCUGGCAAAUGAGGCAGAACUAGAUAGUUUGUUGCGAGGGGAGCUAAACGUAGUGCGAGUUUUGCCAAUGAGACAACACCGCCACUCACAAGUUGUUAUCACUGCUCCUUUGACAACACACUCAACAUCUGGUUCUCUUUCUUCAUCACCAUCGACAUGGCAGUUGUAUUCUGGAUUAUCACAAGACAAUAACACAAACAACCUGGCAAAUAUCACGACACCAGUUUACCAAUCAGCUUUAGCUUCCACAAGUGCUAGAUUGAACACUGCAUGUUCAUCCUCUAACUCACAUGGGAUAAGGCAUGGCAAAGAGAGGAGAAAGUCCACUGAAACAAGAAAUAGGACACCUUCUGCUUGCAAAAUUACAAGGUCAAACUCAAACAGCCCAGUUCCAUCCAACGAUACUCUUAAACCAGCAUCACAAACACCUCAGUCAUCUUUCACAUCUUCAGUGGCCACUCCCCUGAUGUCAAACCAUCUAACAGCACCUCACUCACAUAACCAACUCAGCAACAAGACUUCACCCCCAGAUGCAACUAUUUCUCCUGCAAAGAACUCUAGUUCCUCAAGUUCUGUUGGAUCACCUCCAUCAAGUUUUCCAAAGAAAUCACCUCUUAAACAACAAAUGUCACCAAAAACAUCACCACCAUCAGUGUUAUCUUAUAAUUCUUCACCUGCCUCCAAUGCUAGCAUGAGUGCUAUGGGUAGUCCCUUUAGAGCCCAUCCAUUCUGUUCUUCUCCUGAUUUAUCAUCUGUGGCAAGCAUGGCAAGUCCUAUGGCUGGAAUAUCCCACAUGGGCAUGUGUUCUCCAGGUCAUGCAGCACAUUCAAGAUCACAAGGUCCUCAUCCUCUCUACCCACAUACCAUGGGACUUAACAUCUCACCCAAUCAGCUAUAUGCAUUGCAAUGCCAACAGCAGCAGCAAAUGCCAGCACAAGAGCAGCAGGAGUAUCUCACCAAGUUGCGGCAUCAGCACUACCAAAGUCUGCUACAACAGUAUCAGAUGCACUGUUAUCAACUUCAACUGAUGGUACAGCAACAAGAGCUCAUCCAGCAGAUGCCACUCACUGCAGAACAACAGCAUAUUCUAGCAGAACACUACAACCAGCUCCUUUAUCAAUUUCAAUGUGCACAGAUCUUUCAGCAGUUAGCAGCUGUCACUCAAGAGGAGCAGUUGUCUAACUUUCAUUCUGUUGAGGGUGACAUUCACUCUCUUCCGGAAAGGAUACAGCAGCGACUGCGAGAAGCACAGCAACAACAGAAACAGUGGUUGCAGGAACUCACACCUAGGCUUGAGCCAAAGCAGCUGCACACACUUUUCACAUGUUUACAACAGAAGAGUAUGACAGCCAAGGAAAUAGAACAGCUUUACUCUUUACUGCUACAGCAACAACAAGAGCAGAAAAGACUAACACAUGCACAGAGGGAGACGCCAGAGUGCGAACAACAGAAGCAGAAACUACAGCAAUGUCAUCAGCAAUAUCAGGAACAUUUACAGAAAUUUCUCCAAUUACCGAAAUCCCCAUCCUCAACUCAAGUUGUUGAAACUAAGCAGGAACCCAAGCAGGAACCUAAGCCGGAGGCAUCGUGCAGCAGUUCCUCGCCUUCACGAAAUGCCUCGCCAUCAACUCUCUCGCCAUCACCAAGUUCAUCGACAUUCACCGUACACCAUUUACCCAGCGUAAAAGAAAAAGCUUCUUCUCCAAAAGGCAUCAGUGAAGAUAAAUCUGAAAAUGAACCAAGUGCAGGGGUAUCCUCUUCCGAGAGUCCGAAGCUUACUGAAAGCAAAAAUGUGGAGGAGAUAGAGUUGACAUCUACUACAACAACUGGAGAUGGGCAGUCUCUUCUCGAGAAAUUGUUGCAACAUCACUUGAAGGCUGUGGAGAAUAACAGAAAAGAAUCGUCAACAAAGACAAAGAAAUCGAAAGUUGAAGAAAAGAGGGGUAAACGGCGAAGGAGGUCAACAGAAUCCAAGGAUGAUAGUCUGGCUCAAAGAGACAGCGAGAUGAUAAAACGUUCUCCUUCAGUUUCUUUCUCGUCUGAAGGAGAUUCCACGAAUGUCAUUUCAUCAUCAUUAACAGUCGGGGAUGGCCCAAAUUCGUCUUCAAAUAAAUUAUCUCUCGAAAAAAGGGAAGAGGUCCUCAAUAAUAAAAAUUUUCAUAAAAAUUCAAGUUUUGGUGAGGUGGACAACAAUCACGGAAAAGAAAGAAGUGAUAUGGCGGUCACUAUCAAAGAGGGCGAUAAAACAGCUUUAAAGACAGAAGGGGAAACAUCUGCAUCAGAAAAAGAGAGAAAUAGUGGUAAGAGUAAACCAAAUGAACAGCCAGCUGAUACACGAAAAGGAGUCUUCUAUGAGGAUGCUGCACCAUGGAUCCCAGAUGAGGCAACUCAUGAUGUGCCUCAGACAGUCAGACUAAGCGGCAAUGUAACUGAGUCUAUAGAAAGUUUCACUGGCGCUCGGAAGGAUUUCAAAAAAGAAUCAUCAACGGUCUUAGGUGGGAGGGGUUCAGGGGAAAUGUUUGUUAAUGACACAACAUCUAAAAAUCCGAACAUUGUAACUUUAGAGGGAGGAAAGAUGGUGGCACAAGGGAGAAACGACCCCAUUGUCCCUAAAGUCAGUUCCACUAACGAUAAGAAAGAGAUGAUUCAAGGGACAACAGUAAAGAUUUCAAAGAAGGGAUCUACAAAGAGUCCAAGUAAAGACUCUUCAAAUGUACAAUCGUUGAGUUCCAGCUGUAAUAGCGCUACUGAUUUAGGUACGCCUUCCGUGAACGUUAAGGACAGGAAGGACUCGGAGCGAAUGGAUGUUGAGAGCAAGGAGAUCGAUACCUCUGUUGCAAAACAGAAACCCUCCUUGAGUUCAGAAGUGGCGCCUUUGUUCACGAAAAGUUUUCUCUCGAUGUCAUCUUCAAAUUCGGCUGACCAUAAUGGGGAGUUAUUUAGUGGCGAAGGACUUAAAACGUAUUUAAGAAAAGUCACUCCUAAUAAACGGAAAUUGGGCACGGAAGAUAACUUUGUAGAGGACAAUUCAAUUGCGAAAAAAGCUUUGACGAUGGGCAACAAGGAAUCACCUGAGACUGACCGCUUGAAAGAUAUCAUUCCUAACAACAGCAAAGUAGAACUUGCCAAAAGAUUAAACAAAAAGUUUGCAAAUUCGCAUCUGGAGGAAAAAACUGUACAAAGUCAACCCCAACUCAGUGUUUCUUCGUCAGAAAGGACUAAAGCUUCGAGGAAAAACUCAGCUGAUGCAAACAACGUGCUAACGAAGAAAUCAAGGCGGGAGGAAAUCAUGUCCUCUGACGUUGAUGACGCUCGAGAUAAGACUGAUGUAAAACUGCAACUCAAAGAUAACAUUACAAGGGAGGAAGAUAAAAAUCGUGUGGAUUCUGUAAGUUUUGUUGCUGAUCAAGUUGUUAAUGAAAUAUCGAUAAAUCAUAGCCCGACUGCGAAAGAUGCGCCGGGCGACCAAUUUGGGGCUGUUAAGGUGAACUCUGAAAGACAAAACAGCAGAAGUAAAGAGAGAAUCAGGGAGAUCACGAGCAAGAAAAAAGAGUUAAAAUCAAGAGAGGAGAGGAAUAAAGAGAGACAGCAAAGAGGUGUUGGUUUACCCUCUGUUUGUGUUAAAGAACCAGAUACUGCAGACAGUCUUGAAACAGUGGUGGAUUCAGUACUAGACGAAGAAAUUGCUCUUAUUUAUAAAGCGGAUGAAGAACAAGACAAUGAGAGUUUGUUGGCAACCUCUGAGACUAAUACUAUAGCAGUUAAAACUGAAGAAAGACCGGUAACACCUGUAAAAGAGAAAGAGAAGGAAAAAGGGAAAGGAGUAACCGUCAGUUCUGGAAAGGAAGCUGCGCCACCGAGGGGACGAGGACGACCGAGAAAAAAGGAAGUUAAGAAAAUCGUAGAUGAAAGCGAUUCGACUUCACCGAGCUCAGAACAAUACUUUUUGCAGGACCGAAUUUGUGCCAGUUUACCUGACCUGCCUAAGUGUAGAGAUUGCAGAGAGCACCCCAGUCAGAGGAAUGGAUUGGAUUGCUGUAGAUUUAACUCGUUCAGAAGGUUGAGAAAGAAGAAAAAUGGCACCAUCUUAUCGGCUGGUUUCCAGCUGCCCGAAGAUGCCGCUGCAGAAGACUUUUUACCUUGGGUAGCACAGGACAAAGUCGACAGGCUCGACAAGAAGACUUCUCUUUACAUCUUAUAUAAUAUCGGAGAUCAAUUUUGCUCCGUGAUGCAGGAAGAAAAGAAGGCGAUUACUUGUGUGGAAACAGAUGGUAAACAAGUGACUGUGGCAUACAAACGAGCUGUUCAAGGUGUAAGGGAAAUGUGUGAUGUGUGUGCGACAACUAUUUUCAACGUACACUGGGUGUGCCACAGGUGUGGGUUCGGUGUGUGCCUGGAUUGCUACAAGCUUCGUGUUCAGGAACGAGAGAGGCAGUCUGGCCUUGCUGGGAAGCGAGUGUUUGAAUUCAAGUGGGUUAUGUGCUGUCCGGGAAUUUGUCACCAGCCAAAGUUCUUAUCUGUGGCGCAGAUUAUUCCUAAAACAGUCUUAUCUGACCUUGGAGACGAACUGCACAGAGCCAGAGAAGUAUGGAAGAUUAGCAAAACAUGCCCAUGUGAGGAGAUCGAUGACGAUGACGAGGACAAUGAUGAUGCUACGGAAACUGGACUCUCCAAUGAGGAGUUGACCCAGGUUGAAGAAAAUGGCGUUGAUGCUUGCAAAGAAACAAGCGACACCAUUGUGAAAACGGAACCUUUGUCCAUUUCUUCGAGCCAAACAGCGGGUGCAGGAGAUAGCGAGUCCAGUUUUGAGGAUGACGUCAACCUGAUCUGCGAUGAAAGUUUGGGCAUUGACUCGCCGGCUGACCAAGAGCAGGAGUGGCUUACCGAAGAAAAGCGAAGAAAUCACUUUUACAAGAAGGCUGGGUUUGGUCUAGUCGAAGCCAAGCCGCAGAAGGCCAAGAAAGUCUCAUCUGGUUUAAGUUUGUUAAUGGAUUACAGCUCAUCGAGGGAAGUGUCUCCUUGCGACUCACCUGUCAAAGAUGUAAAACCCGCAGCAGGGAUGUUCAAUUUUUCAUUGGGUGGUAACGGCGGCAGUUUUUCUGGUCUGGAUCUUCUUGCUUUGGCCUGUGAGAGAAAUGGAGAGGAUUUCUCGAUGGAUAACACCUUCCGUUUGAACGCUGAGAGUAAGACGGAAAUGGAUACAACAAACUUCAACCCACUGAACAAACGGGAUGACAUCAGGACUACAGAUGUUCCCGGCCCAGUCGCCACAACUUGUGAAUCGACAAGUGCCGAAUAUUCUGAAGAGGUACGAAGCCACGCGGUCGCCCCAGUCCUGGACUCACCCGAGGCUGUACCCCAUUCUUGGUUGUGCGAUGGCCGUUUGUUGAGACUCCACGAUCCCAGACAUCCAGGAAACUUGAAAGCUUUUGAGGCUCGGUGGAAAAAGGGCGAGCCUGUUCUGGUCAGCCAAGUGGACAAAUACUUGAACCUGGAUAUUUGGUCUCCAAAAGCAUUUGGCGAGGAGUUUGGUUCUGAAAUUUCUGAUGUAGUGAACUGCAGGAAUGGAGUGGUGGUCGAGCGCUUUAAAGUUGGUGAUUUUUGGCAGGGAUUUGAGAGCAUAAAAGAUCGUCCUUUGGAUAGCAAUGGCGAACCAAUGCUGUUAAAACUCAAGGACUGGCCACCGAAAGACGACUUUAGUGAAAAGCUGCCCACCCGGUUUGAAGAUCUGAUGAACAAUGUCCCUUUACCAGAAUACACAAGGAGAGAUGGCUCACGAAAUUUAGUCUCGAGGUUACCAGACUUCUUUGUCAAGCCAGAUUUAGGGCCAAAAAUGUACAACGCGUAUGGUUCCGCAGCAUGUCCUAAGGAAGGAACAACGAACCUUCAUCUGGAUAUGUCAGAUGCUGUUAAUAUCAUGGUGUACGUUGGAGUGCCGAAAGAUGAAGGCGCCGGUGAUAAGGAAAGACAAGAUGCCAUCAGAGCAGUGGACGAAGCGUGUGACGAGUCUCAGAGGACACGAGUCCGGAAUGAAACAGCCAGAAUUGGGGCUCUGUGGCACAUCUAUGCAGCAGAAGAUGCGGAUAAGAUCAGGGAUUGUCUCCGCGCGGUGGCCAAAGAACGGAAGAUGAAAUAUUCCGCUCAUCACGACCCCAUACACGAUCAGUGUUUUUACCUGGAUCAUGAAAUCAGACAGAGACUGAAAGGGGAAUAUGGAGUGGAAGGCUGGGCGAUCUGUCAGUGCCUGGGUGAUUCUGUGUUCAUUCCAGCUGGAGCCCCUCAUCAGGUUCGAAAUCUCUAUAGCUGCGUUAAGGUGGCUGAGGACUUUGUUUCUCCAGAGCGUAUUGAUCACUGUUUCCGGAUGACUCAAGAGUUUCGUCACCUGUCAGACAAACACACAAACCACGAGGACAAGCUACAGGUUAAGAACAUCAUCUUCCAUGCAGUGAAGGACGCUCUUCAUUCCCUUAAAUAUCACGAACAAGAAAUCACCGACAAAACACAGAAUUCAUCGGAUGGAAUACACUGAAUCUUUAAUGUUAAGUUUUACUAUCUUUGUAUAGUUAAGCUUGCAAGUAUCGCUAAUCUGACAAAUAAGUUAUAACUAAGUUUUAACCUUUUCAUAUAUAUUCCGUCAAAGUUUAAAAUAGUUGCUAAGUGUUAUACGCUCUCCCUUCUAGUAAUAACUCUUAGAUUUUAAGCGAAAAAACAUAGUUUACUUUCAUCUCUAGCAUAUGGUAUUAUUAAACGCAGAAUAUGAGCGUAGCAGGACUUUCCAGACCCGCCUCUCGCCAGCCCGCUCAGCUCAAGGCUUCAUACUGUUACGCGGCGGAAAAACGCUGGUACCAAAGUACGCGGGCUUGCUGGCAGGUAGACUACUUGACUGCCAAACGAACAUUAGUUAUUUAAAAUUUGUAUUCAUCACACAUUUGCAUUAAUCCACGUUCGACUAGUAUUUUAUUCAUAAAAAGCACGCGAAUAUCUGGUUCUAAGUCAAUUUAUUCAGAGUGUGUCCAGAAUAUAUUAUGUUAUCUCAGAGUAUGAAAAGUACGCUUUAUCAAUAAUCUCAGUGUUCCAGAUUUGAAGUUAAAGCAGUAUAUAGAUAGGAGGAUGGACUUACUCCAAAACAAUGGUUGUAUUUUCAUUUUGUUUCUGUUGUAACUCCAUUCUUCCGUUAUUGUAGUUCAGUGUAGCAAAGAAUGACUUUCGUUUCCCGGAAGAAGAUUUCUCGCCGAACUUGUAGAUAUUCUUCCUUAGCUUAAAAGAACCAGUUGACAGUCAAAUUUUUUUUCACACUGAGAGUUAUUCCCUUGCUCUGCAACUCCAAAGACAUGAUUAGUGAUUCUCCUUUCCAGUCGCUAAACAUUUUCUUGCUAAUUAGUUAAGAGAAAUUUAUGUUUCAUCAGGAUGAAAUCCGCAAGCGGAUACUUUUGUCUUUUCUCAUCACCUGGUUCUUUAGAUAAUUUAUUGUAGUUGUAAGGAGAAAUUACAUGCAAGUCAGUUCUUGGAGUUGAAGGGUGUAAACCACCAAGGUGUUACGUCCAGUCAGAGGUGCUCUCCAAAUGUUUUUCAAUUUUAUCCGAGUUACCUUUUUUAUUCGUAAACUUACGUAUACUCUUGAUUUUUUGUCGUUUUCCUCUUUUUUUUUUUUUUU
Molecule: messenger RNA, 8552 nt
Organism: Pocillopora verrucosa
Lineage: Eukaryota; Metazoa; Cnidaria; Anthozoa; Scleractinia; Pocilloporidae
Product: probable JmjC domain-containing histone demethylation protein 2C
Biological process (GO): regulation of transcription by RNA polymerase II
Cellular component (GO): histone deacetylase complex; chromatin
Molecular function (GO): chromatin DNA binding; transcription coregulator activity; histone H3K9 demethylase activity
Source: RefSeq, a predicted model, not a curated record